UACUUACACCAGAGCCAGACUUUGGUAGACGAUACAAGAGGGGAACAAGAGUGCACAUUUCCUACGUCCCACAAGAUUUACCUAGACGAGCCAUGUUAUAGUUGAAAGAACGUUUAAUCGGUACUUCGUAGUAGACGAUAUCGACAAGUGGAACGAACGUUUCGCGCGUUCUUUUUUUCUCACCGACUUUCGUAAACCUAAACGCGUGUAUACGAUAAUUCGAUACGAAUAUUGAUAGAAAAAAAUCGGUCGUUUUUGAAUAGUUCGAAUUUAAAGUGCGGUGUUUGUAUUGUGAGUGGUUUUUUAAAAAGUUUGGUUUGUUCGCGUUCUGUACGUCAAGUUACGAUUUAGUUUCACUUAUUUCAUUGGAAUUUAUGAUCGAUUUAAUUUGGAGUGAUCGACGAGCCAAAAGAUGAUCCUGAUACAUCGUCUUGAACAGAUUGGGAGUUGAAAAUCAACCACCGUUGCAGAAAUGUUUGACAUGAAAUCAUUUGCGGUAGAAUUUUCCAUUUUAUCGAUAUGAUACAUAUGUCGGUAACUGUACUAUGGCUGCUUGCAAUAUCAAAAUUAGUUUACGGUUGCCAAUUUUACCCAGCUGGGGAAUAUCUACGUUUUGUCAGGAUACCAGAAAGUAUGCCUGUUGGUCACGAGGUAUUGCAAAUUGAAGUACAUCCUAGAAGGAAUUUGAGCUUGCAACCUGUCGACAAGGCUGAAGAUGUGGAAUACUUUAAAUUUCGAGCAGUGAACCGAAGUGUGGUAUCUGUGAGAUUGUCUAAGCCGCUGGACACAUUGGUAGAUGGUCCGAAUCCUCAGAGCGUUUUGAAAUUCCGAAUGGUUUGCGACUACGAUGACGGAGACGAUACGAUUUCUUCGUAUUUAUCAGUCAGCGUUUACGUAGAGGAUAUAAAUGAUAACGAACCAGUAUUUGUCGACGCACCUUACACGGUAACCGUGGAUGAAAUCACAGCUACAGGUUCGACUAUUUUCAACGAUAUAUUAGCCAGAGAUAAUGAUAAACCUAAUACACCGAAUUCGGAUGUGCAUUAUUCUAUAAUUGGAGGAAACGAACGUGGCAAAUUCUCCAUAGAAGACACGAACCCGGCAUCUUUACUGUUGCGGAAUCCAUUAGAUUACGACGCUGGAGAUACGCACUUCGUAUUAACCAUUUUAGCAUCGGACCGUGGAACACCUCAAAAAAACAAAACCACAACAAUCGCUGUAACCGUUCUGGAUAACGACGAUCUGAUCCCUAAAUUCACCCAGGAAAUGUACAGAACUCAAGUAUUGGAAUUUUAUCCGGCAACGAAUCGCAGAAUCCACCAAGAGUUGAAAUUCAACCCACCUAUUCAAGCACUAGAUCAGGACAUCAGUAUAAAUUCAUCAGUACGAUACGACAUUUCAGCCGGCAACGAUAAAAAUCUUUUCGCCAUAGAUCCCGAUAACGGUACAAUAUUCCUAGAACGAGAAUUAGACUUAGAAGCUCAACCUUCGAGUAUUUUCACGCUGCAGAUUCAAGCUACUCAGACUGAUAACCCUCUGAAAUACGAUACCGCAAAAGUGGAAAUUGAAUUAUUAGACAUAAACGACAAUUUACCGCAGUUUGAAGUAGAUAUUUACAACAUCAGCAUAGUAGAAAACUUACCUAACGGUUUCAGUGUUUUACAAGUUGUCGCUACGGACCAAGACCAAGGUGAUAAUAGUGAUUUCGUGUACCAUUUGGUCGAUCCGAGUCAAGCAUUUAAUAUCGAUGCCAAGAGCGGCUGGCUUUCAGUACGUAAUCAAGCUAAAUUAGACAGAGAACAAAGGUCUAGCCUUUCUAUGAGAGUAUACGCUAAAGAAAAAGUACGCUCUGUACUUGAUACCGUGUCCGAAAUAAGUGAUCCGUAUACUACGGUCGAAGUAACUUUGCUCGAUGCUAAUGACAAUAACCCAAUGUUCCUACCAAGCAAUAUAUACGAUUUUAGUGUUUCUCAAGAUGCCUCGAUUGGUCAGAUAAUCGGAAAAGUUGAAGCAAAAGAUCCAGAUUUAGGUCGCAAUGGACAAGUCAUGUACACAAUACAGAAAGGCGUAAACGCCACUCUCGUCAAUGAUAACUUUUUCGCUGUCGAUCCUCUCCAAGGAACUAUAAAAAUAGCCAAUAAUCCUUUACUAAAGGGGAAACACACGUUAUUCAUAGAAGCAGCCGACCAACCCAUAAAUCCAACAGAACGUAGAUUUUCCCUAGCUGUGGUUACCAUUCAUGUAAUAUCAUCUGACGAAAACCAUCACCCUGAAUUUAUCGGAGCUCCUUAUGAAUUUUGGGUCGGUAAUGAUGCUCCUGUUGGAACGAGUAUUGGGCAAAUUCGAGUCGAAGGAAACAUUGAAAAAGAGAAAGUUCUUUAUGAUCUAUUGCACGGGUAUCACGAAGGAGUUCCUUUUGCUGUUGAAGAAAGAUCAGGCACAAUCAGUGUCGUAGACGAAAUGAAUAAAUUCGACCGAACAGUGUAUAAUUUCGAAGCAGUGGCCACAAAUGAUAAAUCAUUAUCAUUGAGUGCCAAUGUAACAGUACACGUGGUGGAAUCCGAUGCUUCUGCAGUCAACAGGAAUAACGAACCAGUCAUGUUUGUAUUUCGUGUUCGAGAAAAUCAAGCUGGCGCGAUGGUAGGUCAGUUGAUAAAAAAGAAUAACGGGCGUCGUAUUCAAAACCAUUUCGACUCAGUUAUGGGACAGAGAAAUCAAAAGUUCGUUAUUGUAAAUCAACUCGAAGUUCAGAAUAAAUUCGCUAUAUCUCAAGAUGGAACAAUUUACACUCAACAACCACUAGACAGAGAAGAAAGAUCUAAUUAUCAAUUGACAAUUAUCGCCGAAUCGGGGAAACGAGUGAUCAGAAGUUUAUUCCACGUAAACAUCACAGUUGAAGAUGAAAAUGAUAAUCCACCCGUAUUCGAACGUCAAUGGUAUGAAGGCCGAGUAGAAGAGAAUGCUUCACCAGGAACAGAAGUCCAGCUAGAGGUCCCAUUAAAAAUCACUGACGCAGAUGCCGGUCCUAAUGCUAUCUUUAUUGUCGCAGUCAAAGGAAACGGAAGCGAGGCAUUCAUGAUCGAUCAAAAAACUCAUAAAAUAACAGUUCGAGAUGGUACCAUGUUAGAUCGUGAAACUAAGGACACCUACAAUCUGAGACUAAUCGCCAAAGAUAGAGGUAAUCUCAGUAGCGAAGCAAAACUCACCAUUCGAAUCGACGACAUCAACGAUCACACUCCUAGAUUCGUUCAAAUGGUCAUCCAUCACAGAGAAGGUAUCGAUAUAUCGCCAUCGUCACGCAACAAACAUCGCGGAUCCUCUAAAAACCACACAGAUUCCCAUUCACCAAAAGAUCUACCUAUCGUAAUCGUACCUGAAACCACUGCCAUCGGAAUAUCCAUCAUUCGUCUGCGAGCUGCCGACGAAGACAUCGAUAACAACGCAGCCGUCUCAUAUCGAAUUCUCAGCGAAACGUAUAUUCCAGAAUCAGGAACCGUGUCCAAAGCAUACACGACUCCUCAUUUCACCAUUCAUCCCAUUAGUGGCGAAGUCAGCGUGGCCAGUGUCCUUCCUCCUGAAACAGAUUUCAUUUUGAAUAUUAGUGCCACAGAUAAAGGAGGGCUGGAAGGACGAACCUCGAUUAAAAUUCACAUAAAAGAUGUUAAUAAUCACGCUCCUCAUUUCGAAAAAGCCUGGUAUGAUUUUUCAAUACCCGAAGGCGUAUAUCACGAGCAUACUCUUGGUCAAAUUCAAGCUACCGAUGAUGAUUUCGGUAUCAAUGGCAAUAUCAGUUAUUCCAUUGUGCAAAAAAGGGACACUAGUUCUGAUUUUCCGUUCAAGAUGUUAUCAGAUGGGUCUCUUAUGGUGGAUGGUGAAUUGGAUAGGGAAUUUCAAGAAUUUUAUACGUUUAGAAUCGUUGCCGAAGAUAGAGGUGAAAAGCCUCAUCGUACGACGGUCGACGUUGAUGUCAGGAUUUCCGAUUUGAAUGAUAAUUAUCCUGUGUUUUACAAUUAUGAUAAAAUUAUUCAAGUCCAAAGCGGAGACUUUGACGAUAAAAUGUUCGUUAAAAAAGUACUCGCCAGAAAAGAUUUCCUAAUACCAGUCUAUUACGCUUCGGUUCUGGAAAACAACGGAUCUGGUGUACCUAUAGCUCGAGUCUACGCCAACGAUUCAGAUUUACAAGCCAAUGGAAACGGAUUGGUUUUAUUCCACAUACCAAGAAAACGCAACCAAAGAGAAUUAUUCACUAUUGAUUCCAAAGAAGGUGUAAUUACAACGUUGAAUUCGUUGGAUUACGAAGAAGAACCGGUCCAUAACAUCACCGUUUUAGCUUCCGAUUUGGGUAAACCUAGUUUAACGUCUACGGCUCUAGUCAUUGUUGAUGUCGUAGAUGUCCAAGAACCCGUCGAAGAAUUAUCUAGUCCAAUAUUUGCUCAUAGGUAUUAUGAAAUGGAGGUUGAAGAAAAUUGUGCCAUACCAAUAAAUCUUUUAGCUUUGAACGUUAGCGCCGAAUACAGUAAUAAAAGAUUUGGAAGCUUGCGAUUCGGACUCAUACCUGAUGAGCAUAGCUCUUAUUUUAGUGUCAAUACCGUCAACGGAAGUGUACAUUUGAUUAAAAGCCCUGAUCGAGAAUUAACUCCAACCUUAAAAGCUAAGAUUCGCGUCGAUCGUUUGUCGAAAAAGGGCAAAAGUGUACAAAUGAUUUAUCCCAUGCAAUCGGAUGCAUUUGUGGAUUUAGCACCAAAUGAAGUUAAAUUAAUUGUUCAUGUUUUGGAUGAAAAUGAUAAUUCACCAAAAUUCAAGACCAACGGACGUCCUAUAGUGGCUGCUAUUCCAAAUGGCGUUCCUUAUGGCCACCCAGUCACCAAAAUUCAAGCCACAGAUGACGAUAUUGGUUUAAACGCUGACAUCAGAUACCAAAUAUUGAGCAGAAGCGACGAUGAUACGCAUAAAUUCAUCAUCGAUCCUAUUUCUGGUCAGAUAAAAACUGCCACUAGUUUUCUAUAUAAUUUAGGUCACGUUUUCGGAUUCGAUGUGAAAGCAACCGAUAGAGCAGGUGGAGAAGACGGGAAAUCGGCUAUUUCUAAUGUUUUCGUGUUUAUUAUUAGCGAUUUAGAUAAAAUUAUCAUGACAGUAGAUAAGAAACCUGAAGAAGUAGAAAAUAAAAUACAAAAUGUCACUCAUAUUUUAUCUGGAAUCAGUGGCUUAGAUAUAAAAGUUAGAAAAAUAGAACCACAUUAUGACAAAGAAUCACAGAACGUCAUUGCGACUGAUUUAUAUUUAUACGCUGUAGAUACUUUGAUGAAUUCUAUUAUAGAUAACGAAAUAGUCAGCCAAUCCCUUAAAGAUAAAGAAUUAGAAGUAAAAUCAGCCCUGGAACCGAUAAAAGUAUUGUCUUUAACUUCAACGACUGAAAAUGAAAUCCGAUCACAACGAAGUGAAAAAACAAUACUUUCUGGUAUCGAAGCCAUGACAAUCAUAUUAGGCUGUGUAAUAUUUUUGGGCGCAUUUACAGCAGCAAUCUGCGUAGCAUGUUUCAAUCGAAAAAAAUCAAAGUACAAAAAAACAACAAAUUUGUUUUCCAACUUGGACCCAGCUGAUUUGCCAUUCAGUUUAUACACGGGUACCAAAAGUAUGACUCAGUUGUCAGCGUGCCGUCCUCGGUCUUUAUUCAAUCCACUUUCAUUUAUCGAAGACUCUACAGAUAGCUAUACAGAUACAGAAUGCCAUCGACGCAGGAUGAGCUAUCGACAUAAUCCAUCGUGUACUCGUAACCACGACAGUAAAUGUCCACAGCAGUCGCUGAUGAGAUCGCAUAGUUUGGGGAUGCUGGGAGCAUCUAUGGUUUCGUUACAUUCCAGUGGUCGAGAUUCUGGAAUUGAAGCGCAUAAUAGACGUGUCAGUGCCAGAUGCCAGUGUAGACAUGGGGCAGUAUUUUCAUCGGGGAACAGUAGCAAUGGAAGCUACGAAGAUUCUUUAAAAUCACUGCAGCCUAAUCACACCAGCAGCAGUGAUGAAGCAAAAAAUGGUACGAGUAGACUGUUACGAAAUGAUCGUAAUCAUUUUUCAAGACUGCCUCGAGUAAGGCACUCGAUAUCGCGUGUAAAUACUUAAAUUUUAUUAUUUGUCCUGUAGAAAUUACCUACCAUAAACUUUCCUUUGUAAAUAAUCGAUCGUUGUUCACUUUGUUUCUUGUUUUUUGUUUCCAAAUAUAUUUUAUUGAUUCGUUUA
This is a messenger RNA of Planococcus citri (citrus mealybug), 6231 nucleotides long. It is a transcript of the gene Cad89D, whose product is annotated as cadherin-89D. Gene Ontology annotation, cellular component: catenin complex; plasma membrane. The transcript has 27 exons. The record is from RefSeq and is a predicted model, not a curated record. Gene Ontology annotation, molecular function: calcium ion binding; cadherin binding. Gene Ontology annotation, biological process: homophilic cell-cell adhesion. Bases 520 to 6114 code for a protein of 1864 amino acids. NCBI's taxonomy places the organism in Eukaryota, Metazoa, Arthropoda, Insecta, Hemiptera, Pseudococcidae.